AUGCCCCAAUUGGCGGGUCGCGGUGUGACGUCAUCCCGUCUGCGCCUCGUCUGCGGUCGCUUCCCGGAACCGUUGGCCGCACUGCCUUCCUGCAGCACCGCCAUUAUCACCAGUAUAAUGAACUCGCGCCGACGCACCUCGAUCGGAACGCCCCGCAAGUCAACAUCGCAAUCGGAAUCCAAUUGUUCUUGCGGCACUCUGAGAAGUGACUCUCAAUGGUUCUGUGACGAUUUCGGCGACGAGCGUGUACAACGCAAACAACUUGUCCGAGCUUGUUACAAGCUCACGGUGGGAGCGCUGCGCGUCAUCACGAAUGAGCCGCAGCCG
Iphiclides podalirius (scarce swallowtail) is the source of this 327-nucleotide messenger RNA. The record is from the annotation of a GenBank genome assembly. NCBI's taxonomy places the organism in Eukaryota, Metazoa, Arthropoda, Insecta, Lepidoptera, Papilionidae.